AUGGAAGACUUGAUUGGGGUUGGUUGGCUUUGCUCCGGUGACAGCAGCGCCUGGCAGGGUCUCUUGAGGUGGAUUGUGUGUUCACUCUAUGUGGAUGAAGCAAUCCCGCGUGGGGCGGUUUUGCAGUGGUAUUGGCAGCUUCUCACCGGAGUGAAGUUGACACAGCAGCAGCUUGUUGCUUUGAUUGAAUCCACGCCGGGCGUUUUUUUAGACCCGCCGGGGUCCAGAAGGUUGAACUUCCGAGCAGUUUUGGAGGUUCCACCACCCAGCUUCCGCGGAUUUGUCCAAGAAGAGGAAAAUGCGAACCCCGAGGAGAGGUUCGCCGAUGCCUCGCGAAAGGAGGAUGGCCAAAGUGUACGGAUUCUGGCGUCAGGCCAGAUGAAAUGGAAGAAGUACCCGGAGCCAUAUCCAUGCAAGCUCAUCUACAUGAGCCCGAGGCAAGAGAUUGAGAUCUCCCAGGUGAAACUGCAGUGUCGUUCCAAACUGCGGAAGGAGCUGAGCGAGACCGUCUUUGGUCACCACUCCCUGUCACGGCUUUUGGAGGACGAGAGGCGUCCGACGUUGGCGGCCCUUCUUCCAUCCAUUUUGUCCAUGUUCAUUCUUUGCAUUUUUUGUCUUGCAAGUCCAGACGCCCUCACAUUCAACACCCCCGCUGGGUUCGAAGUAAUGCCGAGUACCUUUUAA
This is a messenger RNA of Durusdinium trenchii, 684 nucleotides long. NCBI's taxonomy places the organism in Eukaryota, Dinophyceae, Suessiales, Symbiodiniaceae. The record is from the annotation of a GenBank genome assembly.